UGCCGGUGGUCAGCGAUUCGGGAAUAAAAUCAACAUCCUCCUGCACAAUCAAGAACCCAAAACCAGCGACCAGCAGACAUGUCCAGCGAUGACUGCAGCAGCGACAGCAGCAGUUCCAGCGAGGAGCUGCAGCGCAAGCGGAAGCACAAGAAGUCCAGCAAGGAUGUGGACAAGUCCAAGUCCAAGAAGAAAAAGUCAAAGAAGCACAAAAAGGAGAAGCGCCGGCACAAGGAGAAGAAGCGCAGCAGGCGGGAAGAGCAGCCGCAGGCUGCGCCAAAGCCAACAGUCUCUGUAAGUCUACCGCCUGCUGAAGAUCAAGAGGGUGCCUUCGGUGCCCCUCUGCCGCCGCAUCUGCGGCAGGAGGUGAAGACUGAACCGCCCCAGAUGAUAGGUCCCAUCCUGCCCAGCGACUUUCCCAAGGCAGCCUCACCAUCUGCGGCUGACCCUUCACCAGAAGAGAAUGCGGAUGACGAUGAUGACAUGAGUGGAACUUUUGGCCCCAUGCCGAAUGCCACCCAAGUGGAGCUCGAGGAGCGGGCGCUGGCCCUGAAACUGUCCGUCCUGCAGGGCGGCGGUCUGGGCCCCUCCACAAAUGACAAGGACGGGCGCGAGGAGUGGAUGCUGGAGCUGCCCGAAGUUGGCCUCAAGGGUGGCCUGGCAGCUCUCAACAACCUGAAGCGUACCUUCUACCAGGGCAAAGAACGGCCCGAUUUCAGCGACCGGUCUGACUGGACAAAGACGCCGCAGAGUGCGGCAGCAGCGGCCGUCGCUGGGCCCAAGCCUUGCAGCUCCAAGGAGCUGGAGCAGAUCGCCCAGGCCAAGUAUGUGCAGCAGCGGGAUGACGAACAGGAAAGCAUGGCCAAGAAGCACAAGAAGAAACACAAGCGAGACGAGUCCCUGGUGGCGCUGCACCAAAAGAAGCUUCGCAAGGAGCAAAAGGAGAGGGAGAAAGAACUGGCUGCCGCCGGCUUGAAGGCCGAGCGUCGUCCCUUUAGUCGCGACGUGGACCUGAAGCUCAACAAGAUUGACUCCAAUCAAACCAAACAGAUUGUGGACAAGGCCAAGAUACUGAACAGCAAGUUCUCCCGGGGACAGUCCAAGUAUCUCUGAGGGCCCCAUAUGGACCGGCCAUAUUUUAGCUUAAAAUCUCCUUUUAAUCGCUAUAGUAUAAAUAUAUGUAUGUAUAGGUAUAAAAUUUGAAAAAAGAAACCUAUUUAAGCAA
Molecule: messenger RNA, 1222 nt
Organism: Drosophila persimilis
Lineage: Eukaryota; Metazoa; Arthropoda; Insecta; Diptera; Drosophilidae
Product: GPALPP motifs-containing protein 1
Exons: 3
Coding region: 79-1110 (343 amino acids)
Source: RefSeq, a predicted model, not a curated record